AUGUCCACUAAGAAGGAUAUGCGACGGCCGGACCUGGUCGUCCCGUACCAGGAGCCCGCCCCCAAGUCCGGCGAUAGCGCCGAAAUCUCCUCGACCCUCUCAUCCACACUCCCCAUGGCCGCCAUCUUUACGCGGAACAGGUAUAUCGGUUGGGCCUCGGUCGUCAUCAGCAUCCAGAACUGGCUCGGCGAGAGCGAGGAGACCAGCAAGAGCAGUGCCAGCACUCCCGGCUACUUCACCAUUGGCAUGUCAGCCAUGGCCCUCGCCGUAACCUACCUCCCCUUGUUUCUCCCGCCGCCGCCGAACCAAGCCACCAGCACCGGGCCCGCAGCCCCGGCCGCUGCUUAG
Messenger RNA from Daldinia decipiens, 348 nucleotides. RefSeq lists its product as uncharacterized. Gene Ontology annotation, cellular component: endoplasmic reticulum membrane. The record is from RefSeq and is a predicted model, not a curated record. The transcript has 3 exons. NCBI's taxonomy places the organism in Eukaryota, Fungi, Ascomycota, Sordariomycetes, Xylariales, Hypoxylaceae. Bases 1 to 348 code for a protein of 115 amino acids. Gene Ontology annotation, molecular function: protein folding chaperone. Gene Ontology annotation, biological process: protein insertion into ER membrane.